UUCCUACAGGAUGACUUCCUUUACUUGUGUAUGGUAUAAUGCCCGUUUGGCCUUUUCCGGUAAAAUAUCGUAAUGACUGGCUUCAGUGAAAAGCCAAUAUUGAUAGAUGGCCGCGGCCAUCUACUCGGUCGUUUAGCAGCUAUCAUUGCCAAAACGAUCUUGCAAGGAAAUAAAGUUAUUGUUGUUCGUAGCGAACAACUUAACAUUUCUGGAAAUUUUUUCAAAAAUAAGUUGAAGUUUAUGUCGUUCUUGCGUAAAAGAUGUAAUAUUAACCCUGCACGUGGUCCAUUCCAUUUCCGUGCACCAAGUAAAAUUCUCUGGAAGACAGUACGAGGUAUGAUCCCACAUAAGACGCAAAGAGGUAAGGAUGCUCUAAGAAGGUUAAAAGUUUAUGAAGGUUGUCCACCUCCUUAUGAUCGCAGGAAACGUGUUGUUGUACCAGGUGCCAUGAGAGUAAUGUGCUUAAAACCUGGUAGAAAGUAUUGUCACGUUGGAAGAUUAUCCCACGAAGUUGGUUGGAAGUACAAAGCUGUGGUUCGCACUUUGGAGAACAAACGGCGCGUCAGAUCUAUUCUCGAAGUCCAGAAGAGAAAUAAACUCAAAAAACUUACAAAACAGGCUGAAGCAUCUGUUGCCAGAGUUGCUGCACCUUAUACAGAAAUCAUUAAUAACUUUGGUUACAAUUGAUUUAUAAUUACAAUAAAAAAAUAAAAGUUAUAAACGUAUA
Messenger RNA from Polistes canadensis, 727 nucleotides. RefSeq names its product 60S ribosomal protein L13a (gene RpL13A). Bases 73 to 687 code for a protein of 204 amino acids. Gene Ontology annotation, cellular component: cytosolic large ribosomal subunit; ribosome. Gene Ontology annotation, biological process: translation; negative regulation of translation. The transcript is spliced from 6 exons. Gene Ontology annotation, molecular function: structural constituent of ribosome; mRNA binding. Lineage: Eukaryota; Metazoa; Arthropoda; Insecta; Hymenoptera; Vespidae. The record is from RefSeq and is a predicted model, not a curated record.